Oncorhynchus gorbuscha (pink salmon) is the source of this 2485-nucleotide messenger RNA. RefSeq names its product serine protease FAM111A-like. The transcript has 2 exons. The coding region runs from base 68 to 2113 and encodes 681 amino acids. The record is from RefSeq and is a predicted model, not a curated record. Lineage: Eukaryota; Metazoa; Chordata; Actinopteri; Salmoniformes; Salmonidae.
UCCAUCGCCAGAGCGGUCCAUCGUCAGAGCGGUCCAUCGCCAGAUCAAAUGGCUUCAAAUAACAAAAAUGAAAAUGUCUGAACCUCAUAAUACCAAGGAAGAACACUGUCACCGAUUGUCCUUUUCUAGCGGAGACUCAGGCCGAACAGAUAAAGGGGAAAUCACCUGUACCGAACCUGGCAACAUAAUAGAAGUUCUCAGAAGAAAUGAGAUCUUCUGUAAAUUAAUGAAAAAGGUGAAGGGGAGAGAAGUUGUCAUUGUGAAUGAAAAAGGGGCCAUAGCGGAGCACUUUCCAUGUUGCUUAAUUAAGAAAGAUGAGCUCCUCGUUAUAUUCACUUUCCCUAAAUCUAAAACACCGGCCAUAGAUGAGAAAAGGGAACUUGCACAGGGAAAAGAGCAACAGCAAAAAUCCUCAUUUGUCACUUUCUGUGUUGGGGUAACAGGUGGGAAAAAUAUCACAAGCAAGGAGGUACUUAAACACCCAAAACAUAAGCAUUUUAGCCCUCUGUGUAUCUAUGCAAAAUGUGGGGAUACAGUCAAGUCAGCUCUGGAAGCAGAUGGGCGUUUCUCAGACAUAGUGUUUGCAGAAACAUGUACACUUUGUGAGGAACCCCAAAAACAAACAAAUAUUACUAUGUCCACUGUAGUAAACAAGCUAAAAGAUCGCAGAUUUCAAAUUUUUCUAAAGGAACCAACAAACAGAGAAGUGCUUGGCACCACAAAAUCAAAGAUUUCUGACACAAGAUUCAAAUCUGAGGGUGACACCACACAACCCUCUCAGUCCAACUCAAGUGCAAAAUCGGAGGAGGGGCCCUCUCAGUCCAACUCAAGUGCAAAAUCGGAGGAGGGGCCCUCUGUGGGAAAUAUGACACAGGAGCGACAGGAAAUACAGGCAAAUAAGAAACAAAAAUACAUUCCCAUGCCAGAUUCUAGGGAAAUUCAUCAGAUCUUAUGCGACCAGUUUAAACGUUUACAAGAUCACAUGAAGAGUAGGUAUCCACAGGAGAAAUCUGAGUCUGAAGUGAUAGAGUUGAUGAGGGAGGAAUUUGGUAAGAAACCGGAGAGUUUUACUGAAGUGUACAGGUUAACAGAGCUGGCAGAAGUGACCACCUCAGUCUGUAAGGUCGAGCACGAAUUCAUCGAAGGAACAGGUUUCCUGCUGUUCGAUAACUUCAUCCUGACAAAUGGUCAUUUGUUCAAGGAUGAAGGUGUACUUCAGGGAAAGAGACUGUCGGUUCCCACAACUGUCACGUUUAAUUUUGACAACCCACUUGGAUCAGGUCAGUGGAAGGUAAAUGUUAAACCAGAAGUGGUUGCCCUCCAAUAUGGAGUUGAUAGGUGGAGGCGUCAGGUUGACUAUGCCAUACUGGAGUUGAGUACCCCAUUAAAAGGCUAUAAGUUUCCUCCAGGUGUCCUUCAGAAGUAUGGCCCAGUCCCUCAGACAGGUGGGAUCUACAUCGUUGGCCAUCCAGAUGGAGGCGUUAAAAAGAUGGACUCCACGACCAUAAUAGAGGUGGAACAAAGAAAUGCAGCUGAGAUCAAACAUUUAGGAGAGAACGAGAGCUCCAUCAUGUCAAUCAAAGAAAGCAUUUUGGGUGAUGAGUUGGACAAAGAGUUUAAUGAGCAGAUAAUGCAGGGGAAUCUGAAUGUGCUGACCUAUAACACCUUCUGCUUUAAUGGAGCCUCUGGGUCUCCCGUUAUAAAUCCCAGUCAUUGUCAAGUAAUUAAUGGCAUCCCAGUAUAUGGCUGCCAGGUGAUUGCCAUGCAUACUGGUGGCUUUUUGUACAAAUGUAAGGAAACUCUUGAAACUCAGAGUGUGAUUGAAUAUGCAAUCCCUCUCAGGACCAUUCUAGAAAACGUAUUGGUCUACUUGGUGGAGACAAACGAUGUUCAAAUGUUGUCAAGAUUCACCAAUGUUGCCAUGGAAAACCCACAUCUGUUUGAGCUCAUUGCACGUCUCAUCAUCGAGGUGACGGCCACAUUGCCGCCUGGAUACUCUGAUAUCCUUGACGGAAUAUGGAAGACAAUAUCACGAAGUCGUAAAAGAGAUGAGAUGCAGAAAUUGAUCAUUGAAAUAAGUGUAGGUACAUCAAGGAUCGGAUUGAGGUGCUGAGCUGUGUUUUAACAGAAGUUAGGGCGGCUGUGUGUCGGGAAGCAGCUUUAGGACAUUUAAAUAAAUAAAAAUAAUGCUUUUAUUGUCACACACACAGCAGAUAUGUGCAGUGAAAUGGAUUGUUUUACAGGGUCAGCCAUAGUAGUACAGCACCCUGGAGCACCUUUAGUAUUUGAACCAGUGACCUUUCAGUUGCAACACUCUAACCUCUAGGCUACCCGCCUUCCCCUUCGCUUAUUUGCAACUGUAGACGUAAGCUAUAGAGGGAUAUGGUGAUGUGCCCAUAUUAUUUAGGAAAGCCACGGUAUCACAUAUCAUCGCUGUCGGGUGAAAACCUCUGGUCUCUGAAACACACUUUUUAGGAUAUUGAAG